Recurvomyces mirabilis is the source of this 324-nucleotide messenger RNA. RefSeq lists its product as uncharacterized. The record is from RefSeq and is a predicted model, not a curated record. Bases 1 to 324 code for a protein of 107 amino acids. Lineage: Eukaryota; Fungi; Ascomycota; Dothideomycetes; Mycosphaerellales; Teratosphaeriaceae. The transcript is spliced from 2 exons. Gene Ontology annotation, cellular component: anaphase-promoting complex.
AUGUCUCGCGACUCCUCGACCACCUACAUCCACCUCCACGCAUCCCACCAUGCCGACAUGCUCGACUCUCUAAACGCACUGUUCAAGCUACCUGCCGAAGACAUCUACGUUCCGCCUCAACACCAGCCUAUCGACCCGGACGAGGAAGAUGACGUCGUAUCUGACCAGCAUGCGGCAUUUGGAAUACAGAGGGCGACACAGAAGGCACGCGAGCCAGCUUGGAGAGACUUUGGUUUGGAGAGUCUCAUGACUGCUGGCCCCCCUGCGAACGGUGGAGGUCAGGCAAAGGCUGGUGCCCGGCAAUCUACUUUGACACUACGAUGA